Messenger RNA from Pectinophora gossypiella (pink bollworm), 1031 nucleotides. It is a transcript of the gene Etfb, whose product is annotated as electron transfer flavoprotein subunit beta. The transcript has 6 exons. Bases 130 to 891 code for a protein of 253 amino acids. The record is from RefSeq and is a predicted model, not a curated record. Lineage: Eukaryota; Metazoa; Arthropoda; Insecta; Lepidoptera; Gelechiidae. Gene Ontology annotation, cellular component: cytosol. Gene Ontology annotation, molecular function: electron transfer activity.
UGCUGGCCACUUUUUUUACUUGAUGGACUUUGCUCUAAUUUCAUGUUAAGAUUUGCAGUUGUUUUUUAACAUUAUUUUCGUAGAAAAUUGUAUAUUAAUUUAUUGUAAUUAGUUUUCUAAGCACAUAUAAUGUCUCGUGUAUUAGUUGGAGUGAAGAGGGUCAUUGAUUAUGCGGUCAAAGUCCGUGUCAAGCCAGACAAGACUGGCGUAGUAACAGAUGGGGUGAAGCACUCAAUGAAUCCGUUUGAUGAGAUCGCAGUUGAGGAAGCAGUCCGGAUGAAGGAGAAGAAAUUGGCCAGUGAAGUCAUCGCUGUUUCAUGUGGCCCCGCACAAGCACAAGAAACUUUAAGAACAGCUCUCGCCAUGGGUGCUGACAGAGCCAUCCAUGUGGAAGUGGCAGGAGCUGAAUAUGAAACCCUGCAGCCCCUACAUGUUGCUAAGAUUCUGGCUAAACUGUCCAAGGACGAGAAAGCAGAUAUAGUGAUUGUAGGCAAACAGGCUAUUGAUGACGACUCCAACCAAACUGCACAAAUGACAGCUGCUCUGCUGGACUGGCCACAGGGUACAUUUGCGUCAAAGGUAGAGAAGACAGACGCGGGUCUGACAGUGACGCGCGAGAUCGACGGAGGUCUGGAGGUGAUCAAGACCAAGCUCCCGGCCGUGCUCAGUGCGGACCUGCGCCUCAACGAGCCCCGAUACGCCACGCUGCCCAACAUUAUGAAAGCCAAAAAGAAGCCAUUGAAGAAGGUGACAGCGAAAGAUUUGGGUGUGGACCUGGCGCCAAGGAUCAAGGUGGUAUCAGUGGAGGACCCGCCGGUGAGGCAGGCCGGCUCCAUCGUGCCCGACAUCGACACACUCGUCGGCAAACUUAAGGAGGGAGGACACGUUUAAAACAGAGACGUCUAAUCCACAGAUCGAACAUUUAUUAAAAUCCUUUCUUAGUAAAAUCAGUUUAUACACGAGAUUUUUAAUAAGAAUUUCAGUGAUGUAGCCUCGAAGUUGUUGAAUAUACACAUAUUACCAUGUUAAAA